AUGUUUCGUCGUAUAUUAUCAAUCCAAUCAUCAUCGAAACAAAUCUAUACAAUAAUAAAAAAACUUUCUCAAAACUCACUUACCAAUUCUUCUACACAAACACCACUUUUUCAAUUGUAUAUACAACGUCAUGAUAUUAAUAAUGCUUAUCGUUUAUUUUUGACAAUAACUAAUAAAUCCAGUUGUAUCUAUGCAACUAUGAUUAAAGGUCUCAUUUCAAAUAAUAUGUUAGAUAAAGUACUUGAUUUAUUUGAUGAAAUGAAAAUUCAACCUAGUCGCAUUAUUCUCAUUAUGUUAUUUAGUGUUUGCGCUCGAAUUAAUAAUGAUCGAGCAAAACAAACUGGAAGAAAAUUUCUUAAUGAAAUGUCAGGAGAUUUUCUAAAUGAUAAUAUUCUACUUACUGCAGCAAUAAAUAUGUUAAUGAAAUUUGGUGAUGUUAAAAAUGCUGAAGAUCUUUUUCAAACAGUAAAGAAGAAGGAUAUUGUCACUUAUAAUGCUAUGAUGAAAGGAUACACAUUAAAUAAAAUGUGUGAUAAAGCAUUAGAUGUAUUUGAACAAAUACAAUUAAAUCUCAGUAAUGUCAGUUAUACGAUUAUUUUCAAUACAUGUGCUCAACUUUCAAAUGAUCGUGCAAAACAAAUUGGAAGAAAGCUUCUAAAUGAAAUACCUGAGAAAUUUAACGAAAAUAAUUAUAUUCAAAAUUCAGCUAUAGAUAUGUUAAUGAAAUUUGGUGAUGUUAAAAAUGCCGAAGAUCUAUUUCAGAUAAUAAAGAAAAAAGAUAUUAUUACUUAUGGUGCUAUGAUGAAAGGAUAUACGUUAAAUAAUAUGCAUGAUAAUGUAUUAAAUUUACUUGAACAAAUACAAGUAAAUCUCAGUAAUAUCAGUUACACGAUUAUUUUCAAUGCAUGCGCUCAACUUUCAAAUGAUCGUGCAAAACAAAUUGGAAGAAAACUUCUAGAUGAAAUGCCUAAGAACUUUAAAGAGAAUAAAUAUAUUCAAAGUUCAGCAAUCGAUAUGUUAAUCAAAUUCGGUGAUGUUAAAAAUGCCGAAAAGUUAUUUCAGAUAAUAAAGAAAAAAGAUAUUAUAACUUAUAAUACUAUGUUGAAAGGAUAUACAUUAAAUAAAAUGUGUGAUAAAGCAUUAGAUUUAUUUGAACAAAUACAAUUAAAUCUUGAUGAUAUUAGUUAUACGAUUAUUUUCAAUGCAUGUGCUCAACUUUCAAAUGAUCGUGCAAAACAAAUUGGAAGAAGACUUCUAGGUGAAAUGCCGAAGAACUUAAAAGAGAAUAAAUAUAUUCAAAAUUCAGCUAUAGAUAUGUUAAUGAAAUUUGGUGAUAUAAAAAAUGCUGAAAUUUUAUUUAAAAUGUUUGAAAAAAAGGAUAUUAUUACUUAUGGCGCUAUGAUGAAAGGAUAUAAUAUAAAUAAUGAACCAUUAAAAAGUUUGGAACUUUUUGAAGAAAUGAAAAAAAAUGAGAUAAAAAUCGAUAAAAUUGUAUCAUUAAUAUUGAUUGAUACGUGUGCAAAAAUUGGUAUUCGUUCAAUAUGUGAAUCAACUGUUAAUCAAUUUCCAUCAGAUUUAUAUAAUAAUCAAUAUAUAUGUAAUGCAUUAAUUAGUAUGUGGGGAAAAGCUGGUCUAGUGAAAAAUGCUCAACAAAUAUUUGAAUCAGUUGAUCAACCUGAUGUUAUUACAUAUAAUGCAAUGAUUAAUGCAUAUGGAAAAAAUCGUAUGGGAUUAGAAGCUGUUGAUUUAUAUCGAAAGAUGCCUAAUAAUUUACGAAAUGAAAUUUCAUAUAUUUGUAUACUGAAUACAUGUUCACAUUCAGGUCUUCUUGACGAAGCUUAUUCAAUUUUCAAUGAAAUUUCUCAUAAAACGCAACAAGUUAUUACUACAAUGGUUGAUUGUUUAAGUCGUCUUUUUUUAUUUGAUGAAGCAAAACAACUCAUAGAAGACUAUGAAAAGUGUAAUGCACCAUAUUCAGUAAUGUAUAUGGCACUUCUAUCUGGUGCACGUAAUUCUCGACAAUCUCAUUUGUCACAAGAAAUCCAUAAACGAAUGCAAUUAUUAUUUCCAAAUGAAAAAAAUCAUUUAAUAUCUGCUUCAGUUCUUCUUUGUAAUAUAUCUUCAUCGUUAGGAGAUCAUGAAGAGGCACAAGCUCUUCGAUUAGAUCGAAUUAAAGAAUUCGGAAAUAAAGCUAAAGUAGGUUUAUCAUGGACUGAAGUUAAUGGGGAAGUAGUGCAAUUCACAGCUCAUGAUCAGUCUCAUCCUCGAUCAAAAGAAAUCUAUGCUGAGGCUCAACGAAUAUCAACUGAGCUAAUUAAAUAUGGGCAUGUUCAUGAUGCAAGUUGGAUUACGCGUCCAUUAGGCGAACAUGAAACAGCUGAAUCUGUUUUAUGUUCGCAUAGUGAAAGGUUGGCUAUAGCCUUCAAUUUUAUUGAAGGAAGAAAACCAUCUUUCAUUCAAAUCACGAAGAAUCUUCGUGUUUGCGGUGAUUGUCAUCAAGCCACAAAAUUAAUUGCCAAAAUUCGGCAAGUGGAAAUUGUGGUUCGUGAUGCUAGUUGCAUUCAUCACUUCUCGACGAAUGGCACAUGUUCAUGUCAAGACCAUUUUUAG
This is a messenger RNA of Adineta steineri, 2610 nucleotides long. The record is from the annotation of a GenBank genome assembly. Lineage: Eukaryota; Metazoa; Rotifera; Eurotatoria; Adinetida; Adinetidae.